Liolophura sinensis is the source of this 1233-nucleotide messenger RNA. RefSeq names its product glutathione S-transferase-like. Gene Ontology annotation, biological process: glutathione metabolic process. The transcript has 5 exons. Lineage: Eukaryota; Metazoa; Mollusca; Polyplacophora; Chitonida; Chitonidae. The coding region runs from base 73 to 699 and encodes 208 amino acids. The record is from RefSeq and is a predicted model, not a curated record. Gene Ontology annotation, molecular function: glutathione transferase activity.
CACACAGCAGCCAGCCAGCCAGCCAGCCACGCUGAUCGACCAUUUCCCUAAAGAUUUUGAGACUCGAGAAACAUGCCUUCUUACAAACUGUACUAUUUCCCUAUCAAAGUCAGAGCGGAGCCAGCACGUUUUGUGUUUGCGGCUGCCGGCGUCAAGUAUGAAGACAUCCGCAUCUCAUUUGACGACUGGCCAAGUCACAAGCAGAAAAUGCCUUUCCGGCAAAUGCCUGUACUAGAGGUCGACGGGAAACAACUCUCACAAAGUUAUGCCAUUGUGCGAUAUCUGGCUAAUGAAUUCGGUCUGGGCGGUAAAGACAAAUGGGAAGCAGCCGAGGCAGAUCAGUACACUGGGGCUGUAGAAGAUCUCCUUGGUCCUGUAAUUAGGUUUUAUUUUGAAAGCGACGAAAAAAGAAAGGCUGAGGGUUUAAAGAAAUUUAAGGAAGAGAAUGCCCCCGCCAUUUUGCCAGAUCUUGAGACAGCGCUGGGGAAAAACAGCUCAGGCUUUUUGGUUGGCAGUGGGCUGACCUAUGCAGACCUCUGUUUGUUAACUCUACUAGAGGUCAUGGAUGGCAUGCUGUCAAAGGAGGACGUCAGUGCUGUUUUAUCGUCGUACCCAAACGUCCAGAAACAUCGCCAGAAAAUCGAGUCUUUGCCAAAAAUUGCUGAAUGGAUCAAAGCUAGGCCAGCUACUGAUUAUUAGAUGGCGUUACUAUAUGGUGGUAUCAGUACAUUCCGAUAGCCCUAUACUUAGGCGGGACGCUGUGUAGCAUACCCUAUUUUUCCUAAGUUUUUAGGACAGGUAUUAGUAGUGCUGAAAGCAAAGAAAUAAUUUCUCCUUCAGUUUUUUUUUGAAAAGUAAAGACAUGAAUAUGUUGUGCAUUAGGUAGGCUAACCAUGUGAAAAAAGAAAGAAUCUAAAUACUCCAAGGGAAAAUUACAUGUGUUUUUGCUGAAAAGAGCUGACCAGCUGUACCAAAAAUUAGGAGAGUUAGGAUAGCUCAACAUGUGACACUGCCCCAGUAACAUGGUGACUGAUGAUACAAGACGCUACAGAGGAGCUUGUUAACCAAUGCAAGAUUCUGGUUUGAUGUCGCGACCAAAGGGUAUGAUUGACGCAAUCUUCAUGCGUGUCGUAGACCGUGAAAAAUUUCUCUUAAAGCUUUAAAUACUUUUUUUAGUAUGACUACUGAACGCAUUUACCAACAAUAUAUCUAAAAUACCAUGUUUUCAUGUUA